AGCCGGGCUCAGUGCGCUCGCUUUUCGCCAGCCAGCCAGCCAGCCAGCCAGCCAGCCAGGCAGGAGAGCUCCGCGGCGGCCGGCCCCAGCCCCAGCCCCAGCCCUAGCCCCGGCCCAUUCCCCGGCCCGGCCCCGUCUCCGAUCCCGACUUCAGCCCUAGCCCCGGUGGCCCGCCAGCGCCCCGCCUGGGGCUCCAGCCGCUCGCCCGCCCGCGCCCAGGUGGAAUGCGCCCCAGGCGCGCAGUCCAGGGGGCGCAUUCAGCCCGUCCCGGGGGAGGCGGCGCCCGUGGCCGGCCCGCCUCGUGCCGCUGUCCCUGACUCUGCCCUGCGCCCCUAGCCCUGUGCCCCGCGCCCCGCAUGGAUUCUUGGCGCAGGCACUGAAACCAGCCCAGAGCGGAGCGGGCCGGAGCACUUGGGCACCGAGCGGGCAUGGCCCGGGGGGGCCGCUAGGUGCGGGGGCGGGGCCUUUCUGGCGGGGAGGGCGGGGGGCUCGGCUGGGGGGCCCUAGUGGGAGCCCUGGCUGAGCUGAGAGGGCUGGACACCGAGCCCGGGAGCCGUCGCCGCCGCCGCCGCCGCCGCCGCCGCCGCCGCCUGCGCCUCGGGAAAGGUAUCCUGAGGGCCAAGUUUGCCUCCCUCACCUGUGGAUGCGCCCCAUCAUGCCCGCCAUUGUCCUCCUCUUCUGGGCCUCCCUGCUGACCGGGGCUUGGCCUGCUGCCCUCUCCAAGGACUACCUCCUUGCCACCCCCAGGGUCCAGCUCUCCUUCAAAGAGCUGAAGGCUACGGGUACUGCUCAUUUCUUCAAUUUCCUGCUGAACACAACAGAUUACCGGAUCCUGCUAAAGGAUGAAGACCACGACCGGAUGUACGUGGGCAGCAAGGAUUACAUCCUGUCCUUGGACCUCCACGACAUCAACCGAGAGCCCCUCAUUAUCCAUUGGGCAGCCUCCCCUCAGAGGAUUGAGGAGUGUGUGCUCUCAGGGAAGAACAGCAAUGGGGAAUGUGGGAACUUCAUUCGACUCAUCCAGCCCUGGAAUCGUACCCAUCUGUAUGUGUGUGGGACUGGUGCCUACAACCCUGUGUGUACCUAUGUCAAUCGAGGGCGCAAGGCACAGGCUGUGGAGCUGACCCACACCCUUCAGGCUAGAGGCCGGGGCAGCAGAGCCACGGAUGGAGCCGCUGUCAGCCCAACUGUGGCCACCCAGCACCAGGAUUAUAUAUUCUACUUGGAGCCAGAGAAGCUGGAGUCGGGGAAGGGCAAGUGUCCUUACGACCCCAAGGUGGACAGCGUCUCCGCCCUGAUCAAUGAGGAAUUGUAUGCUGGGGUAUACAUAGACUUCAUGGGCACGGACGCAGCCAUCUUCCGGACCCUGGGCAAACAGACGGCCAUGAGGACAGACCAGUAUAACUCGCGCUGGCUCAAUGAUCCCUCCUUCGUGCACGCCCAGCUCAUCCCGGACAGCGCUGAGCGGAACGACGACAAGCUCUAUUUCUUCUUCCGGGAGAAGUCCACAGAGGCGCCCCAAAGCCCGGCCGUCUAUGCCCGAAUCGGCCGUAUCUGCCUGAACGAUGACGGGGGUCACUGCUGCCUGGUAAACAAAUGGAGUACCUUCCUGAAGGCGCGCCUCAUCUGUUCUGUUCCCGGCCCCGAUGGCAUCGAGACCCACUUUGACGAGCUGCAGGACGUGUUUGUGCAGCAAACCCAGGAUGUGAAGAACCCCGUGAUCUACGCUGUCUUCACCUCCUCAGGCUCCGUGUUCAGGGGCUCCGCGGUCUGCGUCUACUCCAUGGCUGAUAUCCGCAUGGUCUUCAACGGCCCCUUUGCCCACAAGGAGGGGCCCAACUACCAGUGGAUGCCUUUUACGGGCAAGAUGCCCUACCCGCGGCCUGGCACUUGUCCAGGCGGGACCUUCACGCCCUCCAUGAAAUCGACCAAGGACUACCCGGACGAGGUCAUUAACUUCAUGCGGACCCACCCGCUGAUGUUCAAUGCGGUGUACCCGCUGCAGCGCCGGCCUCUGGUGGUCAGGACCAACGCUCGCUACCGCUUCACCACCAUCGCCGUGGAUCAGGUGGACGCGGCCGACGGGCGCUAUGAGGUGCUUUUCCUGGGCACAGAUCGAGGCACGGUGCAGAAAGUCAUCGUACUGCCCAAGGAUGACAUGGAGACCGAGGAGCUCAUGCUGGAGGAGGUCGAAGUUUUCAAGGUGCCAGCCCCCAUUAAGACAAUGACCAUCUCCUCCAAGAGGCAACAACUGUAUGUGGCCUCUGCUGUGGGGGUAACUCACCUGGGUCUGCAUCGCUGCCAUACUUACGGAGCUGCCUGCGCUGACUGCUGCCUUGCCAGGGAUCCCUACUGUGCCUGGGAUGGCAAAUUCUGCUCCCGUUACUCAGCUUCCUCCAAAAGACGUAGCCGUCGCCAAGACAUCCGCCAUGGCAACCCCAUCCGCCAGUGUAGAGGUUUCAAUUCCAAUGUCAAUAAGAACACAGUGGAGUCGGUGCAGUAUGGGGUUGAGGGCAGUGCUGCCUUCCUGGAGUGUCAACCGCGAUCCCCGCAAGCCACCAUCAAGUGGCUUUUCCAAAGAGAUGCCAGUGACCGGAGAAAGGAGCUUCGAUCAGAGGACCGCACGCUGCGGACAGAGCCUGGCCUGCUCCUUCGAGCCCUUCAGCUGAGCGACGCCGGCCUCUACACCUGUACAGCCACCGAGAACAACUUCAAGCAUGUGGUCACGCGUGUCCAGGUGCACGUCCUCAGUCGAGAAGCGGUCCACGCUGUGCUCUUCCCGCCAGGUGCCGCCAUCGCUGCCCUGCAGCCCCCUGGGGCCGACCCUGCAACAGCCAGCCUCAGGCCCCCUACGCCCCCCUACCAGGAGCUGGCCCAGCUCCUGGCCCAGCCCGAAAUGGGACUUAUCAACCAGUACUGUCAGGGAUACUGGCGCCAUGCGCCCCCAAACCACAAAGAGGCCCCUGGGGGGCUCAAGACCCCCGAGCUCCCGGACCAGAAAAAGCCUCGAAACCGUCGGAAUCACCAGCCGGACACAUGAAACCACCAUUGCUGCUGCCCCGUCCCCUGCAACCUUGGGGGGGCCAUAAACUAUCUCAUCACAUCUCUAUUUUCCCACCAUCCCUCACCCCCCGGCCAUUACCCCCUCUCCCAUUUUAAUAUAAAAAGAUAUAUAUAUAAAUAUCUAUAUAUAUUAUAUAUAUAUAUACAAAGAGAGACACAUACAUGCACACACACAAGCACACACCGUGUCCCUUUUAUCAGUAUUUAUUGGUAAGUCCUACGUAGUCCCUGGGGAUCCGAAGCCCCUCCCGGCGGCAGGGUGGCAGGACCUCGGACAAGGACUGGGUGCCCUGGCCCCUCCAGGAACAAGCAUCCCCUCUGUUUGCCGGGCUGUGUGAAGAGCCAAAAGCCCGGGGAAGGGUUUGCCUCCGAGCGGUGGCGGCGUGGCCAACAGCCAGGACCAGAGAGGCCUCCGGCCCGUACGUGCCCACUGGGGCAUCUGGGGAAGGGGUGGCGCUCCUAGGUUGGGGGUGGGGAAACCCAGAUUCCGAGGAGGGAGAGUCGGUUUCCUCCUUCAACUCAGGUGGGGGCAGAUCUCAGAGGAGGACACAGAAUCAACAGGUGCAGGGCAGAGCAGAGCGGACGUGUGCCGGCAGGAAGGGGCCAAACCACUUUGGGGACUGGCGGAGGACAGGACGAAGGCAGGGAGGGACGGACUGGGGCAGGGAAUGGGGGUCGUGGGCUGGGGCUGGAAUGGGGAGGCCGGGGUCUGGGCCUGAGCAGGGACAGCGUACCCCUGGCCUGGGAGAAAAACAGGAGGGCGUCUGUAGAUGGGCAGGAGAGGAGAGCGGGGGACCAGGAAGAGACAGGAGGAAAGGUCGAGACUGAACUGUGGGCAGUGCGAAGGGAUGAGGAACAGGGAAUGGAGGAGAGCCGGGGGUGGGAAUGAAUGUCAGAAGUCUAUAAAACCCCUCCUCCCUUCCACCUCGGCCCAGCUGCAGGACACCAGGAGCCUGGAAAGGGUCUUGCUAGGGGGCUGGUGGGAAGGCACCGAGGGAGCCUUUUGGGAUAUUUAUUCUCUAUUUAUUGGGGGAAGGAGAAAGGCAGUCCAUGCCAGUUCCUCUCCCAGUCACCCAACCUUCCUUUCACCCUUUCUGGACUCCUUCCAUCUCGGGGCUUUGGAGAAUCCAGUUAUUGGCCGAGGCCAGGAUGUCAACCACGACCUCUUCCCAUCUCCCUGCCUCUCCUGGGCAGCCCAGCCCCAAAGGGGGUGGUGAUGGGGGUAGCCCAAGGCAUACUGGGAUGGAAGAUCAGAACCCCUUCUCCCCUCCCGUGGGGGCCACCCUGGGGCUGUAAAUAGUUGUACAGGGAGACUUCGGGGGCGGGGGGAGAUGGGAGACAAGGGGCCUGAGCCACGGGGUAAGGGAAACUUCCUGUGGAUGGGAUCGCGCUAAUAAACACUGGUUCUGAUUAUA
This is a messenger RNA of Monodelphis domestica (gray short-tailed opossum), 4478 nucleotides long. RefSeq names its product semaphorin 3F (gene SEMA3F). Gene Ontology annotation, cellular component: plasma membrane. Gene Ontology annotation, molecular function: semaphorin receptor binding; chemorepellent activity. Gene Ontology annotation, biological process: axon guidance; positive regulation of cell migration; negative chemotaxis. The record is from RefSeq and is a predicted model, not a curated record. NCBI's taxonomy places the organism in Eukaryota, Metazoa, Chordata, Mammalia, Didelphimorphia, Didelphidae.